GCUGACUCCGUGGGUAGCUCUCGGUGCUGGGGCAGGAGACAGCAGCCAUGAGGACUGUCCUGGUGUUUGUCUGCCUGGUGGGGAUGGCGUGUGCCUUCUCGGUCAAGAGCUGGCUGUGGCGACCCAAGUUGGAUGACUCGGAAAAGAACGCGGUUUUCAAGAGCCGGCGCCACCAUUACCUGUACAGAUAUGUGUAUCCCCCGCAGCGACGGUACCAGGGCAGUGACUCAUCCGAGGAAGAGGGGGAUGACUCGGAGGAGGAGGAAGAUGGGCAGCCAUUUUAUGCUGGCACCAAGGCAGCUGGACACCCUGCUGGAGCAGCCCCUGAGGAGUGCCAGGGUGCACUGGGAGGAGACGUCACAUACCAGCAGGGCAAGGGCUGUCAAGGGACCCUGAAAGGGAUCAGGCAGAGGACUGCCAGCAAGGGGGAAGACUCUGAAAAUGAAGACAGUGAUGAAAAUGAGGAGGAAGAGGAGGAAGAAGAGGAAGAAGUAGAUGAGAAUGAGAAUGGUGUCAAUGGCACAAGCACAAAUACCACAGAGAGUAUUGGACCUAAUGGCAAUGGCACUGUGGUGGCUGAGGAGGGCACUGGUGAAGCUGAGGAAGAGGAGGAAGAGGAGGAAGAAGAAGAAGAGGAAGAGGAGGAGGAGGAGGAGGAAACUGAAGCCACCACCAUUGCAAGCUCCACCAACAAAGAGGGUCUGACCCAGGCAACCACUAUGGAUGAUGGGGGACCCACAGAUGUCACCACAGAUGCCACCACAGCUGGGGAGCUGUGGGAGUACGAUGUAACAGCCAGGGACAACAACCGAUGGGAUGAGGGCACCACCGAGGGUGGGUACGAGGAACAGGAUGAGUACGCACGUGGGGACAGCUACCGGGCCUACGAGGAUGAGUACGGCUACUACAAAGGGCAUGGAUAUGAUGUGUAUGGCCAGGAUUACUACUACAGCCAGUAA
Poecile atricapillus (Black-capped chickadee) is the source of this 959-nucleotide messenger RNA. It is a transcript of the gene IBSP, whose product is annotated as integrin binding sialoprotein. The coding region runs from base 48 to 959 and encodes 303 amino acids. The transcript has 7 exons. Gene Ontology annotation, biological process: bone mineralization; extracellular matrix organization; cell adhesion. The record is from RefSeq and is a predicted model, not a curated record. Gene Ontology annotation, cellular component: extracellular region. Lineage: Eukaryota; Metazoa; Chordata; Aves; Passeriformes; Paridae.